Molecule: messenger RNA, 1717 nt
Organism: Spinacia oleracea (spinach)
Lineage: Eukaryota; Viridiplantae; Streptophyta; Magnoliopsida; Caryophyllales; Amaranthaceae
Product: probable trehalose-phosphate phosphatase H
Exons: 11
Coding region: 1-1476 (491 amino acids)
Biological process (GO): trehalose biosynthetic process
Molecular function (GO): trehalose-phosphatase activity
Source: RefSeq, a predicted model, not a curated record
AUGAGUAGUGUAGUCCUUAGGGGUGAUGGUCAUCUCCCCCCAAGGGAAGUGAAAAGUGUUGGUGGUAUCCCACCACCACUCCAGAAGCAGGCGUACGAACCGCCUAGACACGUUAGGGCCUACGACCUCCCUAAAGAUGCAUACCCUCGGGUACAAAGGACACGUCUCCACCGCUGCACGAGUCCGACCGUCCAGCUUCCCCAGGCGCUCGACGAAGACCGACCCGCUGUAAGGUCGACAAGCUGUAUCUGCCCCAGCCUUACCGUCAUGAAAUCGGGACACCACGUGAUGCUCCAAGUCGUGGUGCAAGUCAAUCCCAUCAUUCUCUAUGGGGGCCAACCAAAGAGGCCCAUCCUCAGGGUCGGAACCCCUCUAGACUCCAAAGGAGGAGACGAAGAGGCAUCUCUCAUCCUCCGAGAGCGCCGCGCAAUUUCCGAACCCAAAAACUCAACUUCGACAAUAUUAUCUCAAAAACUCCCCCCUGUUCCUGGAAAAUACAUUAACAUACCAAUGUAUGAGAAACAUCUCCAUCAAAACCUCGACAUAAAUGGCGGAUCGUGGGUCGAUUCCAUGCGGGCUUCGUCCCCUACCCACGUCAAAUCCACCACGUCUCUCACUCCUUCUGCCUUGUCACUAGAAAUGCCAUCCGCUCUGGACAUGUUCAAGCACAUAAUCAACUCAUCUAAGGGAAAACAAAUUGUCAUGUUUUUGGAUUACGAUGGCACUCUUUCUCCAAUUGUCGACGACCCCGACCGUGCUUUUAUGUCCGACGCUAUGAGAGAUACAGUAAGAAGAUUGGCUAAACAUUUCCCAACCGCGAUUGUGAGUGGGAGGAGCCUAGACAAAGUCUACAACUUUGUCCAAUUGCCCAAGCUGUAUUAUGCUGGAAGCCACGGUAUGGACAUCAAAAGCCCUGCUAAUAAAUGCUUCAAAUUUCCCAAGAAAAGUCAAGAAGUCGUAUUUCAACCAGCUAGUGAAUUCAUCCCUAUGAUUGAACAGGUUUAUAAAACGCUUUCGGAGAAAACAAAAAACAUACUCGGAGCUAGUGUGGAGCACAACAAGUUUUGUUUGUCUGUGCAUUAUCGUCUUGUUGAUGAAAAUAAAUGGAAUGAAUUAGCUCAGGAAGUAAGGUCAGUCCUCGAGGAAUACCCAGAACUCCAACUAGCUCAGGGUCGCAAGGUGUUUGAAAUCCGACCAGCUAUUAAAUGGGACAAGGGAAAGGCAUUAGAAUUUAUUUUGGAAUCACUUGGAUUGGCUAAUCGCAAAGAUGUUUUCCCAGUUUAUAUUGGUGAUGAUCGUACGGAUGAGGAUGCAUUUAAGGUUUUGAGAUACAGAGAACAAGGUUGUGGCAUACUUGUAUCCAAGAUUGCCAAGGAAACAAACGCGUCUUACUAUUUACAGGAACCACCCGAGGUAAUGAGCUUUCUACAACGCUUGGUGAAAUGGAGGCGUGAGUCAUUAAAGAGGUGGUUUUAAGUUUAUGAACAUUAUAAUUCAUGCGGAAAAACCAUAAAGCCAGGAAUCCAAAUAAAUUUCCACAUAGUCAAUUAUCAUAAUUCAGUAUACAUAAUAUGUGAUGCGUGCCUUCCCUAGCUGCUCACGAACCGAACAAGAACAAGUAAAGAGCUCCAAAUGUUGCCCCUCCGUAGAUAGUCCACAGCACGUUCGGAUCCGCUUUAGGUUCAACCAACUAUGCUAUUCUCUAAGGUUUUAUGCA